Messenger RNA from Pseudoliparis swirei, 2035 nucleotides. It is a transcript of the gene homezb, whose product is annotated as homeobox and leucine zipper encoding b. Bases 684 to 1745 code for a protein of 353 amino acids. The record is from RefSeq and is a predicted model, not a curated record. Gene Ontology annotation, biological process: regulation of transcription by RNA polymerase II. Gene Ontology annotation, molecular function: DNA binding; DNA-binding transcription factor activity, RNA polymerase II-specific. Lineage: Eukaryota; Metazoa; Chordata; Actinopteri; Perciformes; Liparidae. The transcript has 2 exons. Gene Ontology annotation, cellular component: nucleus.
UUGUGUUUUCAUAUCGUUAUUAUAGGUUGUUUAACUCAUGGAAAGUCCUCAUCCUUCCGCCUUCAUUUAGUGUUGUAAAGAUAUUCACGACAGUAACGAAAUGUGCUUUUAAUUAAUUAUGGUGAAAAUAUUUAAUAAUUAAUUCCAAUUCAGUCUCACGUGAUCAAAAUUAGUUCAACCCCCCAUGUGUUACCUUUGGGUUGCACAGUAAUUAUAGAGAAAUAUGCUCUUGUAUAGGCUACUGCAGAAUAUUUGUUAUUGGGAGGAAUAAUCAAUAACUCACUGGUAACGAAUGUUAAAUUAACAUUAAUUUGAUAAUCUCUCUGUCAAAUAUUUUCAACAAUUAAAUGAACAUAGGCUAACGUCAGUGAAGGCGAGAUGUAUUGGUGAUGUGUCCCUGCACAAGUUUAAGCCAGGUUUACCAAAUAAACGUGCUUACUAAAGUUAAAUUUAAUAAAAUAAUCAACAUUUUCUUCGUGCAUUGUGCUCAUCGUGUGCAUGUGGAAUAACUUGUACCAUGCUCCGUUGAGAGGACGUGGACAGCCUGUAGUUAAGUGGUGGUCAUUUAUCUGGAGCUGCUUUGCGGUUGUUUUGAGAGACGAAACUCAGAAAAACAACUCCUGUCAAACCUACAAGACUCGCGUUGUGCUCUUGAAGGAGUCAUCCCAACUGAUGACUAAGAAAUGAGGCAAAAAGCCGAUGAAGGAUCCCCCCAUCUCGGACAGAAGCCCCCCAGCGCUCCUGGAAAGACUUCAUCAGAAAUGAGUGUUUCCCGAAUGGCUUUCAGUCUGAACCAGAGCACCGUGGUGUGUCUCCCCCUGGUCUCCGAGGGUCAGAGGCUGGUGUGGGUGUCCUCAAACGAGAUCAACCUGCAGCUGGAUGGUGCAGCCACGCUGAGCGAGGCCUUUGACCGGUUUCCUUACCUGACACAGACACAGACCGCUGCACUGGCGCAGCGCUGCUCUCUGCACCCAGACCAGGUGAAGGUGUGGUUCAUGGCUCAGAGACUCCGCUAUGGCAUCAGCUGGGACUAUAAAGACAUCCCCAAUGUUCGGAUGAAGAUGGCAGGUGGGGGAGAGGAAGAGCCGCGAAAAAGAAAGGGGCCAGAGGUAAAAGAGGAUGGGGGAAAGAAUAAGAAAGGUAAAAAGAAGGCAGGAGAGGUUCGGGAGGAGCAAGGUGCAAGAGAGGGAAGGAUGAUGGGAGAAAACGCGAGUGGUGCAGAGAAAAUGGAAAUGGAGCAUCCUCGCAAGAAGGACAUAAAAGAAGAAGAAGAAGACGACAAAAGGAAUCAGAAGAAGCGCAAAAAACGGAUUACAUUAAAGGACACGUUGGGAAAGAAGAGAGUGAAGCAAGAGGGAGAAGAAGGUGUUGCAGAGGGAGUAGAAGAAAGAAGUGAUGGAGCUGAGGAGGAGGCAACAAAUAUCGCUCGACUGAAGAAGAAGACCCAGGUGGCGAUGAUGAAGACUGCUUUCACAAACUGCCAGUAUCCAGACGUGAAGGACUACGACCGACUGGCGAAGGUGAUCGACAUCCCCCGCUACACGUUGGUCCAGUGGUUCGGUGACAUGCGCUACUACGUCAAGAAAUUCCAACCGCGCUGGCUGACCCAGGAGCAGUACAGCCAGGCGCUGGCCAACAUCAGGUACCGGCAGUACCUGGCCGAACUGGUCAAGCUGCCACACGGGACCGGCGAGGACGAGAAACCGCUGCCGCCUCCGGUGGAGAAACGGUUCUCCAAUCUGUGAACUAAAUAUCCCUCCGAUGGGAACGAAGAUGAUUCAUAUCUUCACGUUUAGGAAGCUGCAUCGAAUUCUGCGUGGUGACGUUUCAUGUUCCUGAUGACGUUUUGAAUUUUCAGACUUUUGCCACAUGAGAAAAAGUUUUCUGUUUUGUUGUUUUUACACUGUUAUUACAUUACAUGAAUGUAUUGUCUUUACAAAAUAUACUGAAGUCCCUUUUGUGAAACACUUUCAUUGUUCCAACGCAACUCUGCUUGUGAUAAGUUUGUUUAUAACAAAUAAACUGACAAAAAUAA